CAAUAUGGCCGCCAAUCAAAAUGAUUUAACUGCUAAGAGAAAUCUUAGACAACGUUAUUUACUAUUUUUAUUUAUUAUAUUUAACUUUCCAGCAGUUUCUGGACAAAUGUCUAAGAAAAUCUACCCCCCAAUAAAAGAUGACGUACCUUUUAUAAAAUGUGAUGUAUGUCAAAAAGCUGUAAAAUAUUUAUUUAGAAAGACUAAAUCCAUGAGGGAGGAAACUUCGACUGCAAAGAUUGGAGAAGAAAAAUUGCAAGACCUUGUGGACAAAUCUUGCAAUCCUGACAGAUUUGAAGGGGAAUGGCUUGCAAAGUUGGACAUUCAGGAGAAAAAUGAUGAACUACAUUUAUCUGAGCAUAAUGAACUUGGGUCAUGCAGGACUGAGUGUAGAACUGUUGCAAAAGCUUGUGAGGAUACCGUUGGCGAAGCAGAUGUUGAUAUUGCUGAGGAAUUGUGGAAAAAUGAGCUCACUUUGUCCCAGAUGAUUAACAGAGUUUGUUACACUGACACAAGUGCUUGUAGCAAAAAUAAAGGGACAUUCAAAAGUGGCAAUAGAAAGGAUGAAAAAUUUCAUGUGAUGAGUGCUGAUGAAAAAAAAGCACAAGAAUAUCUGAAGAAAGCAAGUGAUACCCCAGGAAUGCCCAACAUGCAAAUGUACUCUCGUGAGGAGAUGAUGGAAGAAAUGGCUAAACAUCAAUCAAUGAAAGAUGAUGAUGAGUCAGAUGAUUCCACCACAGAGUACCCAAGUGGGGAAUUAUCAAUAUGGGAUACAAUUGUUCACAUUUUCCAUGACAUUUUGAACUGGAUAAGACAAUUAUUAGGAGUGCAAAAUAAUGUUUUUGGUGAACUGUAGUGUAAUAGCUAAGGUAUGGUA
Messenger RNA from Dendronephthya gigantea, 874 nucleotides. RefSeq lists its product as uncharacterized. The transcript is spliced from 3 exons. The coding region runs from base 5 to 853 and encodes 282 amino acids. Lineage: Eukaryota; Metazoa; Cnidaria; Anthozoa; Malacalcyonacea; Nephtheidae. The record is from RefSeq and is a predicted model, not a curated record.